This is a messenger RNA of Mytilus californianus (California mussel), 2307 nucleotides long. RefSeq lists its product as uncharacterized. Gene Ontology annotation, molecular function: protein binding. The coding region runs from base 118 to 2022 and encodes 634 amino acids. Lineage: Eukaryota; Metazoa; Mollusca; Bivalvia; Mytilida; Mytilidae. The transcript is spliced from 13 exons. The record is from RefSeq and is a predicted model, not a curated record.
GGAAAACUGGGCAGCGGAAAAAUUACAGAAUUGAAACAACAUUGUAUGCUGACGACUUAAAAGUUCUUCUUUUGUCCUGUUUUUGUAUUUCAUAUAGACAAUCAAAGACAUUGUUGCAUGAUGGAGAAGGAAAGCGUUCUACUGCAGCUAAAUAUUGGAAGGCAACCCCUACACAUUGCAGCAUCAAUCGGAAACACAGACACAAUAACAAAUCUAGUGGGCCGUGGUGCUGACAUUAAUUGUACAGAUGAGUAUGGGGACACGCCACUUCAUUUAGCCGUGUCACGUGGACACGAUCAUGUUGCUGCAUUGUUGAUAGCACUUGGUGCAAAUUUAGAGGCCGAAAAUAAGGAAGGCCAUAAAGCAUUAUACAUAGCUGUGAUGGAUAAAAGUCCUCGCAUAGUGGACAUAUUACUCAAAUUUGGUAUCGAUCCUUGUGUAGUAGAAUGGGAUUGGGCUACCAACAGUAAUGGCUCCAAAGAGCAUCAGAUAUUAGAGGCCUUUGACAGACAGUGUCAGCUAAUUCCUGGAUUCAGAAAUGGGUUUGUCAGCAAGGAACUUGUUUCUAUUCAACCACACCAGGCAUGUAACUGUAAUUCUGUGCAAGUUGAAGUUGACACCACAAAGAUCAGUAGACCGUUUGUUCUCCAGCUUUACAAAAUGCAACCUGAAUUUGUCAAUACCCAAUACCAUCUACAAACUUCUGAACAGUAUUUUAGUGACAUAUAUGAAUUAAGAGCAUGGGACUGUAAAGAAAAAGAAAUUCAACUAAAGGUUCAAGUAAAUAGUCUAGUGAGACCCAAUAGACAACUGAAAUUUGUAUCUUUAGAAAACUGUUUUGGACGUUUAGAUGAGUCCGAUAACACGUUCGUGAAUACAGAAGAUUUGCAGACAACUGUGUCGCUCCAUCUCAGAAUUCAAGAUGGCGUAUACAACAAGUUUGUAAUAAUAUCGGAAGAGAAGAUUGAAAAAAUAAAAAUUUCGAAUUCAGAUACAAUAUUUCAUCCAAACGUUAUGCCUGGUGCAAAAGUAUAUAUACCAACAAAUGCACUAAGAAAUGACACAAGCGUCUCAUUUAAAGUAAUUGAUACAACAGAAUUAAGCGAUGAAGUUAUAGCAGGAAGGAUAUUUAGUGAAAUUUUAGUUAUCAAUACAUUUAAAAAUAUCCAGCCACAACAAGAUGUAACAAUAACCCUACCUCUCCGUUCCAAAACUGACUGUGAUGAGUUAGUUGUACUCGCAUCGAACAAGGUUCGUCCAGACUGCGUGGGUGACUGGCAGUUAACUGAGCCUACUGAUAUAACCAGUACAGGAUCAGUAUCUUUCAAUACUGAUAUGUUCUCAUUAUUUGUAGUUGUGUCUCGAACCUCAGUGUCCUCAGAAUCUAGCUUCUCAGAUAUUCAUGAAACACUAUGUACUCUAAUGGAAUAUAAAAGAAAAGUUGUGAUAAUGAUUUUAACAAAGGAGGUACCAGAAACUGGUGGAGAGCUGUACAUUGUUGUGCAUUGUGUUUUGCAUGAAAAAUCGAAUGACACACAAAAGUUGUGGGAAGAAAAAGGGUAUAAUCUAAUAGGGGUUUCAGAUCAACUGUUCUGUUUGGUGAACACUAAAUUUCAGAUUUCAUUAUCAGGUAACAUUGUUGAAAUAUUUCAUACGAAAAAUAUGGAAUUAUUAUUUCAACUAUGCAAAGAAAGUUACAGAAUAUUUAAUGUAACAAUCGCAGACAAAGAAUGUAAACCCGGAGGAACUAUAAAGGUGCAUCUCGCCACAGCUAGACAAAAUAUUGGAGAUGUUAAAGAAGAUGACGUUAUUUGUAUUUCUUGUGGUAGUAACAGACCAAAAACCAAAAGGAUGGAUGAUUUAACAUCAGUGUUGUCCUGUCGUUUGUCCUUCAAUAUGGAAGCUUUGAAGGUCAACGAACAAACAAACAUUGACAGUCAAAAGGCAAAGCUCAGAAAAAUCUUCAAUGGAUUCAGAUUGGUACAUACCAGACCCAGAAACAAAAUAGUACCCAUGGUUUAACCUUUGGUACAAAGAAAUACUUUCUUGAGACAUUUUACAUGCUGUUAAUUGUCAGGGUGAACUGGCGGAUAUUUAUUACAUGGGUAGAGAUAGAAGGUAGACAUCGGCAGUUCUCUUGUAAUAUCAAAGUGUUUUGUAUAAUUUAAUGAAUUAUAUAUUGAUUGCUGAUCUUUUGAAUUCUCUAUUUAAUUUAUUUGUAAUUUUCUAGACUCAUAGGGAUUUAAAUCUUGACAUAUUGUAAAUACACUUACAUCAUGUUGCCAUUAAAUAUAAUUUGAUAUCACG